Zootoca vivipara (common lizard) is the source of this 1805-nucleotide messenger RNA. It is a transcript of the gene SLC25A18, whose product is annotated as solute carrier family 25 member 18. Lineage: Eukaryota; Metazoa; Chordata; Lepidosauria; Squamata; Lacertidae. The record is from RefSeq and is a predicted model, not a curated record. Gene Ontology annotation, molecular function: L-aspartate transmembrane transporter activity; L-glutamate transmembrane transporter activity. Gene Ontology annotation, biological process: L-glutamate transmembrane transport; malate-aspartate shuttle; aspartate transmembrane transport.
CAACAGACAUUAAUGGAUUCCAGAAAUAAUCUGGAGUCUUGCAAGGCUGAUGGCUAACAGAAUAUACUGGAACAUGACUGAACAGAAAGCACCAGCUUGCUGAGCUAUUCCACAUGAAGAAAAACUUGCUGCAGGAAUCUGGGCCGACCGAAGACAUUUCGGCACCUGAGGCGAACCACAAAAUGGCACCACCACUUUUGGCUGGGGAAGGAGGGAACAAAGACAAAGAGGAAUGCACUUCCAUAUUUGAAAUAAUUGUCCUGUGUCAGCACCACAAGCAGCUGCUGUUGUCACCAAGAAACAACAUCCCCAAGGAACAAUGAGGGGCAAGAAGAAGAUUAGCCUUCCAGCUAAGUUAAUCAACGGAGGUAUAGCAGGACUUGUGGGGGUGACUUGUGUUUUCCCCAUUGAUUUGGCCAAAACCCGUCUCCAGAACCAGCAAGGACAAGCCAUCUACACCGGAAUGAGAGAUUGUUUGGUGAAGACAAUUAAAUCUGAGGGGUUCUUUGGCAUGUAUCGAGGGGCUGCUGUAAACCUGACUCUUGUCACUCCUGAAAAAGCAAUCAAGUUGGCAGCCAAUGAUUUCUUCCGACAGUUACUCUCCCAAGAUGGAAAAAAAUUGUCAUUGGUGAGAGAGAUGCUUGCUGGCUGUGGAGCUGGGACUUGCCAGGUAGUGGUCACAUCUCCAAUGGAAAUGUUGAAAAUCCAGCUUCAAGAUGCUGGGCGGCUAGCUGCUCAUCAGCAGAAGGCCUUGGGACAGGAUGGACCAGCGGCUGCCACCUCCCAUUCACCACCAGGACAGCCUUACACAGCCGGGUCCACAGCAGCCUCUAAACGCCCCUCUGCUUUCAUGAUUGCCAAAGAUCUCCUGUGCACCCAGGGAGUUGCAGGCCUGUAUAAAGGGUUGGGAGCCACCCUGCUCAGGGAUGUGCCCUUUUCUAUUAUAUAUUUCCCACUUUUUGCCAACAUCAACAAUCUGGGGCAGGCGAAUCUUGAUGAAAAAGCCUCUUUCUUCCAUUCAUUCAUCUCUGGCUGUAUUGCAGGAUCUGUGGCUGCAGUGGCCGUGACCCCACUGGAUGUUCUAAAGACCCGAAUUCAAACUCUCAAGAAAGGACUGGGAGAGGACACCUACAAUGGGAUCGUUGACUGUGCCAGGAAGGUCUGGAUUCACGAGGGCCCUGCUGCCUUCAUGAAAGGGGCAGGAUGCCGUGCACUGGUUAUAGCUCCUCUCUUUGGCAUAGCCCAAGGAAUGUAUUUCAUUGGCAUUGGAGAACAUAUCAUGGAAUAUUUCAAGUAGUACCCAUUCCAAAACACACUGGAUCGUGAAUUAAGAUCGCAGGAGUUCUGUGACACUAGCUACUUGAAGAGAAAUGGAAGCACCCUGUAAAUACUUGAAUGGCUAUGAACAGCUACCCAGUCUACCGCUAUCCAGGAAGAUGGCCUAAAAAACACCACUUCCAGGUUUGCCAUUGCUUCAUUUUCUAACACAAUCCUCUAGCAUUGGGCAGAUUUCUGGGACCUAAAAGUUAAAAAGCCAAAGGUUGUGCUAUGAAAAGGAAUGGGUUGCAAGUGUUAUUUCUUACUUGCACCAAACAUUGGCCAACACUUUUCAAGCUGAUCUAACAGUAGGACUAUCACACACCACUGCAGACCAGGAGUGGUGCUCUUUCUCCAAUAUGUAUGGCCAGAGAUUGAAUCUGGAUCCAUCUACUUACAAAGCGUACACUUUACUAGUGAUUUAUGGGGUCCUUCUCAGAUGCUUGUUCUUCUCCAUUACAAGUGGAUUUAUAAAUAUCACUACUUCA